CACUUUGUCAUUAUGUGACGUCAUUAUGGCCUGGUUGGGUUAGAUUUGCUUGGAAAUUUUUGUUAAUAAUCUUAUAAUUUAUUAUAUUAGAUGUUGUGCUACGUAUUUUAGAUAUAGUAAUAUAAAUACCUCAUACAGUAGCGUUAUUUUAGGACAGAGAUUUAUUUGUCCGACGAUUUGUGACGAAAAUGAAUCGCCAUGAAGGAGUCAGCUGCGAUUCUUGUUUGAAAAAUAAUUUUAGAGGACGACGGUACAAAUGUUUGAUUUGCAUUGAUUACGACUUAUGUGCUGCCUGCUAUGAAGUUGGCGCAACUACAAAUCAACAUACAGCUGACCACGCCAUGCAAUGCAUUCUUUCAAGGAGUGAUUUUGACCUGUACUAUGGAGGAGAGAGCUUAGCAUUGGAACAACCUCAAGCAUACACAUGUCCGUUUUGUAAUCGGAUGGGUUUCACCGAUGCAACUCUCAUUGAACAUGUAACUGCUGAGCAUGCAGAUACUUCUUUAGCUGUUGUAUGCCCAGUAUGUGCGUCUCUACCCGGUGGGGAACCUAACUUUGUAACAGAUGACUUUCCUGGACACCUCACACUGGAACAUCGGAAUGGUCCUAGAGAUCUUAUAUCGUUUCUAGAUGAGCCAUCGGGCAUCAGGCAUGGCGGGGUCCGUCGAGUGCCCACCCGUGGAACUUCUCGUCCGUAUCGCCGCACUAAUAUGCAAUUCAGACACGGUGGCUAUCUUCGCCGGCGCGCCAUAGCGCAAAUGAGCACCAGCGGAGGGAUAUCAUCGCUGUCGCCGUCGUCGCGUGAUGCUGUGGUGGACCCGAUCGCCGAGUUGCUGUCGCAGCUGUCUGGAGUGAGACGCGGGGCUGGCCAAUCAAACACGCCGAGCCAGCUCCAGCAGUUGCAGAUGCAGCUACAGCUGGAACGGCAGCAGGCAACGCAGGCUGCAAGACAACAGCUCGAGCGACUCCCGCGGCGGCCGACAGCAUCCUCGAAUGCUCCAAACAACGCGCCGCCUGUUAUCGUUCCCGCUCCCGCUCAAGCAGAAACUUCUGAAUCCAGCCUGCUGCUGACCGAAUUCCUAGCUGAUAGCGAGGGCUCCGACGAGUCAGAAGCGGUGAGUCGUGCGGCGCUGAUUCGCGGUUUGCUGCUCGCGUCGCUGGGCCGCGCCCCCCCUGCGCCGGCGCCGCCCUCGCAAGCCACGCCCCUCGAGCAGGCCCCGCCCACCUCAAUGCCUGCAGCGCCUCCCGCGCCUCCACCCGAACAGCCGCGCGCCGCACAACCCGUGCCUCGAGCCAAACCAGCGCCCCGCACCAAGGAGUGUGCGGCCCGUGCUCACGGAGCCGCGCGGCAGAUGCCCGAAGGCAGGUAGGAGCGAGACGCCACGCGCAAGCCACGCCCCGCCAUGCCCCGCGGACAACAUGCCCCUUACAACGACCCAACCACGGGAGACUACCAACACAUCAACCAAUCGGCAUCAAAUACAACUCAUUAUUGAACGAAGCGAAGCGAAGCUGAGCGGAGCUCCCACCGGGUGACUCCAAUUUAUUUCUGUGUUCAAUUGUUUCUCGGCCAUUUCUGGACCGAUUUUAAAAUUUUUUGAAGGUUUUGAAAUUUUCUAGGUUAUUUUCAGAAUUUUGAUUCAAUUAUUAUAAUUAAAAUCAAACAUGAUUUACAAAUUAUUCUAAAUUAGCACUCGCUAUUUAUAGCCGAGCCGAUUGAACGAAACUGUAAAAAAAUUGUAACACUGCUAUCCUUUGAUCAUUUUAGAAUGUUCACCUCGCUUCGCUCAAAUAUACACCGUAGCGAAGCGGGUUCUCGAAACCACUCUUAAUGUUCACAUUCAUCGUUAAAUCACAGCGUGUGUGUUUUACCUCCCACAUUUUGUGAGACGUGAUUGGAUUGUUAAAAUCUUUCCGGGGUAGCUGUGUAUGUGUUAAGUAAAAUAAAGUUGCUUUGGAUAAAAACAUGGAUUUAAAUCUACGUAUGCUACUGCCCAGAUUUCCCAGUGUGGGUAGGCAGUCGCCUGCUUUCUACUUGAUAGGUAACUAGUAUAAAUACUUUCGUAGCAAUUACUUACAAUUAGGAUCGAAUAUUGAGUCGAGUAGCGUUUCGGGAAAUUUAAUAUUUUCCGCGAUGCUCGUAGACUGAGUAUAAUGUAGAUGAAGGAGCGGCUGCCGCGCCGAUUAAUUGAGAUUAUUUUCGCGAAUUUUGGGUCGUGGCUUACGAUUGGGAAAAAUAAUGUAUAUUCAUUUUAAUUUGAAAAAAAAAUGUAAAGUGUACCGUGUGAUUAUGAAACCUCGACGCGAAAUAUUCGCGAACGCGAAACCGUCUCGAAUUGCAGCCUUAAAAUUAGUUUCUUUUCAGAUUGAAUUCAGCCCAUCUUGAGCACGGUGUUAAAUUGACGAAAACUAUAUAAUUAUUCGAAACGUAAACAAUACGUCACCGAAUACUCACUUUUAUCCUCGUAAGGCCCAUUGUUAAAAUCACUUUUACAAAUUUACGCCCGGUUGGCAUCACAUGUGACAUGACUUAGUAGGUUCUGCCCAGAACGAAUAUUGUGAAUAAAAAUGUGAUAGAGUUAGAUAUAAUUUUGACAUCUUUUUUUACAUAAUAAAUAUAUUGUAAGCAAUAGAUUUCCGUGCAUAAAACCGGAUAUAUUUUUGUUCUCAUUUCAUCACAUUAGGCCGUACUCGCACUUAUACUAAAGACUUUAUAUGUAAUUGAACGAUGACAUUGUGAUUUAAUUAGUGCUUUUUUAAAGUUUUAUCUAAUAGAAACGAAAUAUUUACAUAUUGAAAAAUUGUUUAUUUCUUACUAGAGUAUAACUUACUUUGGUUUACAAACAAAUCAGUCUUCAUAAUUAACGAUCAACAGAGGGUAAUUCUGUAUCUUUAUCGCACUUAAUGUGAGGAACAUACUAUUAAAAAACACUUAAAACUAGAUUUUUGGAACCUAGUAUUUUUAGAAUCUUUUUAAGAUGCACGUAAAAUGAACUUAUGAAUUAUUUUAUAGAACUGUAAAUUUAAAUACUUCAGUUUUAAAAUAAAAACAAAAAAAAAACUAAAACAAAACUUCACUCAGAACUUCUAAACAUAACAAAACUAGAACAAGUCUUCUUUAGAAAAAAAUGUUAUUUGUAUCUGCUAUCUAACGAAUUUUAUGAUACAUGAAAAACCUUGUAGCAGUUCCUGUCUUUUGUUAGACACAAACUAAUAUUGCAACUACUACAUUGGGUACGACUUUUGUUGUAAUGGCAAAAUCGGCAUCUCGAUUGAGUAUUUACGAAGACAGGCAUAUGUUUCGCUCCAGCGGUUCGACGCUUCUUAGAUGGUAGCUGGGUGGUAGGCUUGCCUCUUUUACGUUUACGAAGAGUGUCCGCAUUUUCAUGGUCACAGUCGAUGGAAUCACCAUUUUCAGACUCAGGGGAAAUGUUCAUCUCGAUAAGUUACUCGCCCAGCUCCAUUUUGAAGCUUCGUAAUUGUUGAAUCUUUUUUGGUAGUUCUCCUCUAUUUAUCUCUCAUUUUUUAUACUGCAACCAAGAAUUUGUAACUGCCAGAUCAGUCAUAUGAGAAAAUACACGUUGAGUCCAUUUCUUAGUGCGAUAUCUAUUGGGGCAUACGGUCGGCGAGAUCUACUCUACCCAUGUAUUUAUUGUAAUUUUUGACCACCAAAGGUCUAUUCACGGAGAGAUAUUGUUUUGAACGCUUGCACCAUCUUUGGCAUACAUCUAUAGGUUCUUGGCUUUCUACCGUAGACAUCAUAGUAACGGGUUUGUUGUCAUUCCAUUUUGUUACAGCAACACAAUCAUCAGCGCUGACAAUAGUAUGGACGCUGCCCCUGCCACGUUUUGUUAAUUCUUUGUCCUCAAGUAGUACAGUCCUUGCAGGACCUGGGACUCUAUUUUUUUGGAUAGUACCCGUAGACCUGAUUCCUAUGACAAGGAGUUGUUUAACCAAUUUUACUGAUGUGAAAUAGCGAUCAAAAUAAAAAUAUGACCCGGCACUAAGGAAUCAGCUAAAGUCAGCACGGCUUUUUCACCUAGUCCAAGAAUAGAAUCCUUUAAUCCAAGAUAGGUGGUAUCACCUUGGUAAAUGUUAAAGUCUAUUACGAGACCGUUAGGAUUAGCUAAUACGAACGCUUUCAGUCCAACAGGGUUUGGUUUUCCAGGACAGUAUUGUUUUAUUCCGCAUGAUCCUGUAAAAGGAAUAAUCAUUUCAUCAAUGGAUAACCGCUGUUCUUUCUCUUGACGUCUGCAUCCUUCCCGAAUCCGGUCUAUUAAUGGCCGCAUUUUCCAUAACUUAUCAUUUCUACGUGUAUCGUCUAUAACAUCACUGUCAAAUACUACUUUUAUGGAAUUUCUUAAAAGCGUGAACCUGUUUCGUGACAUAUUGUCAGAUAUUAUGGAUAUUCGCCAUUUAUGCUCCCAGUACAUGCGAAGCCAUGGAUAGUUUAGUGAGGCCAUUACAAAUGUUAUGCCUAUGUAUACAUAUAACUCCUUCUUGUCCAAAUUCAGUGAUCGGCCAUGUAAUGCAACUGAGGUUUGGUUAGUACAUACCACAAUUUUUUCAAUUAUUUCAUCAUCCAAGUAUUGUUGAAAAAAUGAAAUUUUGUCGAAAUGUUAGUCCCAGUUUGGAAUAUAAGAGGGCUGUGUAAUUUCAGAAUGCUCUACAUAGAAAGACUUUGCUAACCAUUCGUUAUUCCCUGUAGAAUCGCUUGUAGGGAGUCGUGAAGUGGACAAAUUUUGUCUGCCUCUGCCUCGACCUCUCCCGCGAGGCCGGCACGAAUAUCUUGGUUAAAAUUAUUCAUUUCUGAUUCGCCGACAUCAUCAUUGCUAUCGCCAGAGUUUUCCGAUUCUGAAGAACUUGUUGUAUGAGGUUCUUCUCUUGGAUUAUAUUCGGCAUCAUCUUCAUCGUUGAGGUCUACGUUCCUCUAAGUACCUAAGGAUAUCGUGCUCGUCUGAAAAUAAAAUAAAUAUAUACUUAUAUAAAUAAAUUUAAGACUAAAUGAGACUAUUGCAUUUCAGCACUACAAAAACGAUGUAAAUUUAAAUAGUUUUAGUUUGAAACAAUGAAAUGUUUUAAUUUUAUAAAAUUAUAACAAAUUAAAUUCGUAUUGUAAUAAAUACUACAGUAACGUUACCUAUCAUUACGAUUCAAUGUGAUCUCAUGAUACCAAAUAAAAACAAGUAAAAAAUAUAAGUGACAUCUGUUGUCAUCAUCUGAUCACAAAAUAAUAUUCUCAAAAUUUUACACAUCUGAAAGCUGUAUUAUUUACUAAAUAUUAUUAAAAAACAAUGCAUUAUAAAUAUGCAACUAAAUUACAAUUCAGUGUAUUGUUUCGUUAAAGCGAUUAUAUAGAUAAAUAAGGAUUUAACUUACUUAAAUUGUUUCGCCUCGCCAUCUUGACCACUUCACAAGUAAUAAUUCAAUAACCGGUGAUUGACUUUCGCACUCACCUGUCAAAAUUGGGGCGUAUAUGCAAGCCAAUGGCGUCUGAGCAAAAAAAUCUAAUGUCAUGGCGCGAUUUUGUUAUUUUAAGCGGGAUAUUCGAAUAUGCCAUCAGAUGAGGUCGCUGGGCGGUAAGUGAAUAUACUUAGAUAUUUAGUUGGGCUGUAAUGCAAAACCUAAUUAUUAUGUCAUCAUAUGAGGUCAUUAGGCCUUACGAGGUUAUAGUGAGUAAUAAAGUUAAAAUUAUAUCGCAGCCUGGCUAAUCGCAAAACACCUAUUUUAUCAACAUCUUUAAGAACGCCAAAAUUUCGGCUGCCCUAAGUGUAUCUUGUCCGACGAGAAACUUGUAAAAUUUUAGCCGAUAUAUAAAUUUUAGAAUAUGUAAGCUCUGGUUAAAAAUAAGUUUCAAUUCGCUGGCGGGAAUAGAUUCUGUUGAUAUUUUCAUGCACCUAAAGGGCCGCAUUAAUGGCUUCAGUAUGCUUUUACUAAACCUAAUUAUAAUUAUUAUAAACUUUUGUACAUAACAAUGUUAGAUUUUGCACGCGUGCUUAAAACGAACUUUGAUUUCACACGUGAAGUAUUUGUUUUAACGAUUCUAGUCUUCGCGGGACUAUGUGGGCAUUAUACUGUAUCUAAAUUAGUCGGUUCUUCUUCCCGUUUGGGGUACAUUUGGGUGGCUUAAGUAAAGAUCUACGACAUGUUGUAUAAAUUCAACCAGUUGCCAUCAUCGAAAUUGUGAUGUGAUAGGUACAUGAUAUUGUCUACAAAUCAGUAUUUAGUCUCAUGGUUUUAUUGGAGGUGUGUUGGAGUAACGCGGUGGCUUAGCGCGGGGCGCGACUUGUCAUCCGGCGUGUGAGACUGGCUUAAGUCUGAGCUGAUAUACGGCGGGUGUUUGCUACUGCUAUCCUCUUCUCGUAGUAGACGUGUGAAAGGGACGGCGAGAGACCACGCGACACGCUCCGCGAGCGUAACCCGCAGAAUUAUAUUGUUGUUUUUCGCUAACACUUACUGUAAACGCUUCACUAUGUUCGUUUUUGUUGGCUUUAGAAAUAUCAGUGUGAUUUCCCUUAUAUAGUUAAUAGUUAUGGAAUGUUAAAUCUACGUAUAAGGCGAACUCUAGGUACUUUCGCAGUUAUGGGAGGAGUCCUUGGACUAACUGGAAUGAUUUUGUACAUAGCACGGAUUAGACUAUUGUGUUACUGGUUAUACGAGUGUAUACAUUUCCGUAAAUGUAAUUAGAGCUAAAGAAAUAGAUGUAUUUUUGUAACAGUAACAGCAACGAUUAGUGACUCCCAACUCACCGACUCCUCUCUAAUGUAUUAUAAAUUAUUAUUGUAUUAUUAACAGUACGCCGAUCUACGUACACUCGAAUGUGACGCGGUACCAAUGAAAUGCUUAUCAUUUCGCCCAUUACCUAUACUCCAACAUUACAAGAUGUUUGUAUGUACUCUAAUUAAAUUCUAUAAUAUUAUUAAA
Leptidea sinapis is the source of this 6924-nucleotide messenger RNA. RefSeq names its product E3 ubiquitin-protein ligase Kcmf1 (gene Kcmf1). Lineage: Eukaryota; Metazoa; Arthropoda; Insecta; Lepidoptera; Pieridae. Bases 189 to 1370 code for a protein of 393 amino acids. The transcript is spliced from 10 exons. Gene Ontology annotation, biological process: synaptic signaling. The record is from RefSeq and is a predicted model, not a curated record. Gene Ontology annotation, molecular function: zinc ion binding. Gene Ontology annotation, cellular component: plasma membrane.